AUGAGCUCCACACGUGAGAUCACUGCAACAACUGUCUGCCUGCACAGAGUGGUCUGCUCUUGUGGUGCUCAUGGCACAAUUGGGACCUAAGUCAACAAAAACAAUAAGAAAGUUAAGAGAAUGCAUCCCCAAAUGUACUUUGUUCACUUAUUUCACAAGCAUAUUUUACUGUCUGCAUGGAUCCUAUUAGUGAAAUUCGUAAUUAACAGCUGGUGUCCUCGUCACUAGUCCAGGCAGGAGGUAGCAUUGCCAACCCUCCAGGAUUGUUCUGGAGUAUCCAGGAAUGAAAAGAUUAAUCUUCAAUUAAAGAUUAUGUCAUGUGAUGAAACCUCCAGGAAUACAUCCAACCAGAAUGGGUAACCCCAGCAGGAACAGAACCUAAGCGUUCUGCUGGCCAGGGCAGAUGAUGUUUUCAGCAUCCCCCAGAGCGGCUGAGUCAAAAAAAAAAAAAAAAAAGAAAAAAAAGUGGCGAAGUAGGAUGGCACUCCCGAGAAGCUGGUGCCCAGGGUAACCACCCUGGUCACUGGCUCCCAGAACUGCAGCAACUGUCUGUAUUAUUAGUGCAAUGGGUCUAUAACAUCUUCUUUCCCAGGAUUACUUUGUGUAAUGGUACGGAAGAAAACUUAUUUCCACGAGGAGCGGUGCGGUGUGAGGCGAACGAGAACUAAACAGAUUUGCAGCCAACAUAAUGCUGGAGUUCCACAUUCGAAACAAGUAUUUCACAGAAUGGCACAGUCAGAAUUUAAUUUGGAUCAUGAAAUAUCAUGGUUUGUGCUUCCCUCUUAUUGGGCUAAAAUUAUUGUUGGACUCAUGUCCUGCAUAUGUUUUGCUAACAGCUACGAUGGAGAUUUUGUCUUUGAUGACUCUGAAGCUAUCAUCAAUAAUAAGGACCUCAGAGCAGAAACUCCACUUGGUGACCUGUGGCAUCAUGACUUUUGGGGUGGCAAACUCAGCAGCAAUACCAGCCACAAAUCAUAUCGACCACUUACUGUCCUGACUUUCAGAAUGAAUUACCUUUUUGCUGGAGGCUUUCACCCAGUGGGUUUUCAUGUCAUCAAUAUAAUACUGCAUUGUGCUAUCUCUGUAUUAAUGGUUGAUGUCUUCUCAAUAUUAUUGGGUGGGCUGCAAUACAGCAGUAAAGGAAGAAGGCUAAACCUUGCUCCAAAAGCAUCUCUUCUAGCUGCUUCACUGUUUGCUGUGCAUCCAGUGCAUACUGAAUGUGUUGCAGGGAUUGUUGGCAGAGCAGACCUGCUGUGUGCCCUGUUCUUUUUGUUGUCUUUCCUUGGCUACUGUAAAGCCUUUAGAGAAAAUAAGGAAGGGAACCAUUUUUCUACACUCUGGGUACUGGCGAGUGUUCUUCUUGGUGCAGUAGCCAUGCUGUGCAAAGAACAAGGAAUUACAGUACUGGGGUUGAAUGCUGUAUUUGAUGCUCUGGUGAUUAACAAACUAAAUAUUUUGGAACUUAUUCAAAAGGUACUACGUAAGGGCAAGUCAUUGGAGAACGUUGGGUUGUUUAAAAAGGGACUCCUCUUCAGGAUAACUCUUCUGUUGUCUGGAGGGGCCAUUAUGCUCUUCAUGCGCUGGAGAAUUAUGGGCACAGGACCACCCGCUUUUACUGAAGUAGACAACCCAGCUUCAUUUGCAGACAGCUUGUUUGUGAGAGCUAUAAACUAUAAUUACUACUAUUCGUUGAAUGCAUGGUUGCUGCUGUGUCCCUGGUGGCUGUGUUUUGAUUGGUCCAUGGGCUGCAUACCCCUUAUUAAAUCAGUCAGUGACUGGAGAAUAAUUGCACUAGCAGCACUUUGGUUCUGCCUAAUUGGCCUGAUCUGCCAAGCUCUGUGCUCACAAGACAGCCAUAAGAGAAGAAUUCUUACACUGGGACUGGGAUUUCUUAUUAUCCCUUUUCUGCCUGCAAGUAACCUGUUCUUCCGAGUAGGAUUUGUUGUUGCAGAGAGAGUCAUCUAUCUCCCCAGUAUUGGCUAUUGUAUGCUACUUACGUAUGGCUUUAGUCUCUUGAGCAAACAAGCGAAGAAAAAGAAAACGCUGGCUGCUGCUGUACUAGGAAUCUUGUUGAUCGACGUGCUGCACUGUGUUAUCCGCAGUAACCAGUGGAGGUCUGAAGAACAGCUUUUUAGGAGUGCUCUGUCAGUGUGCCCUCUUAAUGCUAAAGUUCACUACAAUGUUGGCAAAAACUUGGCUGAUAAAGGCAACCAAACAGCUGCAAUCAAAUACUACAGGGAAGCUGUAAGGUUGAACCCCAAAUAUGUACACGCCAUGAACAACCUUGGAAAUAUCUUGAAAGAAAGAAAUGAGCUCCAGGAAGCAGAGGGGCUGCUCUCCUUAGCUGUACAAAUACAGCCUGAUUUUGCUGCUGCAUGGAUGAAUCUAGGAAUAGUACAGAAUAGUUUAAGAAGGUUUGAAGAGGCAGAGCAAAGCUACUGGACUGCACUUAAACACAGGAAAAAAUACCCAGAUUGUUACUACAAUUUAGGACGGUUGUAUGCAGAUUUGAAUCGCCACAUAGAUGCAUUGAAUGCAUGGAGGAAUGCUACAGUUCUGAAACCAGAGCAUAGUUUAGCUUGGAACAACAUGAUUAUAUUGCUUGAUAAUACAGGGAAUUUAGCACAAGCUGAAGCAGUUGGAAGAGAGGCCCUGGAACUGAUACCUAAUGAUCAUUCUCUUAUGUUUUCUUUGGCAAAUGUACUGGGAAAAUCACAGAAAUAUAAGGAAUCUGAAGCUUUGUUCCUCAAGGCAAUUAAAGCCAAUCCAAAUGCAGCCAGUUAUCAUGGUAAUUUGGCUGUGCUUUACCAUCGCUGGGGAAAUCUUGACUUAGCCAAGAAACACUAUGAAGUCUCUCUGAAGCUUGACCCUGCUGCACCCGGGACCAAGGAAAACUACAGCCUCUUAAAAAGAAAACUGGAACAAUUGCAAAAGAAAGGCAAUGUCUGAUGUUUCUUUUUAGGCUGUCAGCGCAUGCUGUAUACCUUUAAUGUUACAGGGCUACUUUUAACCAUUUAAGGGAUUCAGUCACAGAGUUUUAAAAAUAAUAAUUACAGCACCACUAAUGCACACUCAAAUGCUUGAUUUGGUCUUACAUUGGAAAUGUAUCUUUUUUUUUCAGUUGACUCAACUGUAGAUUCUAAAAUUUCAGCUCAAGAAUGUUCUUUUCUGUUUUUGUUUUUUGAAAUCUUUAACUGUUUUUAAACCCCAUUAAAUACACUGACAUGAGUAUGUGAAAUUUAAUGUAGUGUGGAGUUUCACAACACUACUUCACAACACUAUAAGUAAAUAGAAAGUUUAUUUUCAUAUGCAGUUGACUCAUUCAUCUGACUUUUAGUAUCAGUGUAGAAUACUAAAAUGGAGAAAGUGACUCUGAAGAAAUGGCACUGUCCUAUUUGAAAAUGUGAUCCCUUACACGUAUGCAGAGUCCAUAGAUAUUCACUUCAGAGAGUGAAGUGGAUUCCAGUCUAUAUAGCACAUCAACAGAAUGGUUAAUCAUUACAAUUGUAGGUCCAAAUUCUGACUAAGUUUGUGCCUGUGCAAACCCGUUGACAGCAGUGGGGUUGGCAAAGGUGUAAAUGAGGCAACAAUUUGACAAGCAUAGGGUUAUCAGCCAUAUGUGAUGGUGCACUCGGUCAGGGGUGGAAGGACCCCACGGACAGAAAGUCUUCCCAGAACAAUGUAGUGGUACAAGUGGGCAGCACUGGCUAAGGAGUGAGUGUGGCCGUGGUACAGGAGGUGCACUGAUGCAGCCUUUUCCCAGUCAGCCUCUGCUGGCAGGACUCCCCUAGCAGCCAUUAAAAUUGUCUUAACUCUUGUGGCAGGAUGGUGGGGCAAACACAGUCAACCCUAUGCCCCAGGUUAAUCCUUAUCUUCUUGGGCAUAGCAACUCCCACUGGUUCAGGAAGUUUCAACUUGGAGUUCCUGCAUCAGGGAUGAACCAAGCACAAAGCCACAAAGAAACUGACCUGCAGAAUCCCUUCUACUGGCACAUGAACCAUAAGAAAUCCAGAUUCGCUUUCAGAUCUCAGGGUGAGUUCGCUGAAGUGGCAAUUAGGGGAAAAAAGCAUCUUUUAAUUUAUAAACACAGAAAUAUUAUAUGGAAAUGACUGAGACAUUUGUACAGCACCACUUUUGGAGCAUGCUGCACUUUAAACUAGGGUUUUGAGUUAACUCAUACGAUUAACUCAAAAAAAUCGCGAUUAAUGGUGUUCUUCUGUUAAACAAUAGAAUACCAAUUGAAAUGUAUUAAAUAUUUUUGUACAUUUCCAAAUAUGUUGAUUUCUAUUAUAACACAGAAUACAAAGUGUACAGUGCUCACUUUAUAGUAUGAUUUUUUAUUACAAAUAUUUGCACUGCACAACGAUAAAAGAAAUGGUAUUUUUCAAAUCACCUCAUACAAGUACUGUACUGCAGUCUUUGUCAUGAAAGUGCAACUUACAAAUGUAGAUUUUUGUGUUACAUAACUGCACUCAAAAACAAAACAAUCUAAAACUUUAGCGCCUACAAGUCCAGUCAGUCCUACUUCUUGAGCCAAUUGCUAAGACAAACAAGUUUGUUUACAUUUACGGGAGAUACUGCUGCCUGCUUCUUAUUUACAAUGUCACCUGAAAGUGAGAACAGGCCUUCGCAUGGGACUUUUGUAACCAGCAUUGCAAGGUAUUUAUGUGCCAGAUAUGCUAAACAUUCAUAUGCCCCUUCAUGCUGUGGCCACCAUUCCAGAGGACGUGCUUCGAUGCUGCUGAUGCUCAUUUAAAAAAAAAAAUGCUUUUAAUUAAAUUUGUGACUGAACUCCUUGGGGGAGAAUUGUAUGUCUCCUGUUCUGUUCUAUCUGCAUUCUGCCAUAUAUUUCAUGUUAUAGCAGUCUCAGAUGACCCAACACAUGUUUGUUUUAAGAACACUUUCACAGCAGAUUUGACAAAAUGCAAAGAAGGUACCAAUGUGAGAUUUCUAAAAAUAGCUACAGCACUGGACCCAAGGUUUAAGAAUCUGAAGUGCCAUCCAAAAUCUGAGAGGGACGAUGUUUGGAACAUGUUUUAAGAAGUCUUAAAAGAGCAACACUCCGAUGCGGAAACUACAGAACCUAAACCAUCAAAAAAGAAAAUUAACCUUCUCUUGGUGGCAUCUGACUCAGAUGAUGAAAACGAAGAUGCGUCGGUCCGCUCUACUUUGGACCGUUAUCAAGCAGAACCCGUCAUCAGCAUAGACACAUGUCCCCUGGAAUGGUGGUUGAAGCAUGAAGGGACAUAUGAAUCUUUAGUGCAUCUGGCAUGUGAAUAUCUUGUGAUGCUGGCUACAACAGUGCCACGCAAACGCCUGUUCUCACUUUCAGGUGACGUAAAAAAAAAGCGGGCAGCAUUUUCUCCUGCAAAUUGUAACCAAACUUGUUUGUUUGAGCGAUUGGCUGAAGUAGGACUGAAAGGACUUGUAGACUCUAAAAUUUUACAUGGUUUUAUUUUUAAAUGCAGUUAUUUUUGUACAUAAUACUACAUAUGUAAGUUCAACUUUCAUAAUAAAGAGAUUACACUACAUUACUUGUAUUAGGUGAAUUGAAAAAUACUAUUUUGUUUUUUACAGUGCAAAUACUUGUAAUCAAAAAUAACUAUAAAGUUAGCACUGUAUUCUUUGUAUUCUGUUGUAAUUCAAAUAUAUUCUAUUCAAUUCAAUGUGUUUGAAAAUGUAGAAAACAUUCAAAAAUAUUUAAAUAAUAGUAAAAUACCAUUUAACAGUGUGAUUAAUUGUGGUUAAUUUUUUAAUCGCUUGACAGCCCUACUUUAAACUUUUAAUUAGCAGCACAGAGGAGGGAGUCAAAUGCUGUUCGUGUGCUGGUAUUUACAUAGCUCAACAUAAUGUUGCUGCUUCUGUAAAUAUUUAUCUUUUUAAAAAGAAAGUGGAAAAACAAUCUAUUGGAUCUGAGAAUUGAGAGAUUUGACCUCCUCUCUCUCCAUGUUCCUGCAUUCUGUAUUUUUUUUUCCAUAGGAAGAAAUUGAUUCAUGCAAUAUUUGCAGCUUUCCUAACUUGUGUGGUAAUAUUGUACAGGCAGUUCUGAUAUAUUCUUAAUAUACCACUCACUUAAAUAUGAAACUGUUUAAAAUGUAAGGCAAAUGUCUGCCAUAGUACAGAAUAUUACAUGAUCUUGCCCUUCUGAAUACCAUGUAAAUGUUUUACAUCUACCGUACUCUACUUUUUAAAUGUUUUGCUUGGAAAAGAGUGCCACAUUUGGAACUAAAAUACAAGUGGCAAGUUUUUAUAGAUUUUUAUAUUCUGUCCUACAGCUCAGCCUAAUAUGCAUCAAAUGUAGAAGGCAUUGUGUUAAAUAGGCUUCUAGACCAAAAAAAAAAAGGAUUUUGCUAUGGAAACUAGUUUCUAGCAGACAAAAGAAAUGACUUCACAAAAACAAGCCAUAUUUGUUUAUUCACAAUGUCUGUUGUAAUUGAGUUCUAAAUUAUUAUUCUUGUCAUGUAGUUCACAUGUAUGAUCAUCCUUAUUGGCAUGUACUGUUUGUUUUGGAUUAAUCCAAUAGAUCAAUAUUAUACUUAGGGCACGAAAACUCUGCAUUUCAUUAUGCAGCAAACCCAUUACAUGCACUUGUCUGGGGAUGCUGACUUGUCCUCCUACUCUGAGUUUCUGAUGGAUUGGGCCUCCUAUUUUGUACUCUUAGUAUUUUAAAAUGUUUAUUUACUCUUCUAGUGCCAACCCCAUGAUCUCUUCUUGAUUUAUAUUCAGGUUAUUUAAUAUCACUUAACUUUUUAUUGGUCUUCAUUGUUUUAAUUUAUAAUUAAUUAUUUAGUGCAAUAAAAAUGAAAGGUAAUCACUUAUAUCAAUUUAAUAGCAAUGGUACACUUUUAGCAGAGUAUGUCGGAGCUCAACUGGCUUCUGAAGAACUAAUGUACAAGAUUCUGUUUAUAUAAAAUACCCCAUAAAUCUUUCAAGAACACUAAAUAUCUUCCACUUUAUCCUCUCAAACAACUUAGUAAUGCAACUCAUUCAAUGUAUUAGGCCUAUUAAAGUAUUUAUGAAUUUACCUUUUUAAAAUGUUUAAUUUUCCACACCUGGUAACUAACUCCUGAGUCAGUAUAGAAAAUAUUGCCUGCAAGAGAAAAAAGAUGUAAAGAGAGGGGUUUCACAGGAAGGAGAUUUUAUAAGCUUAGACCCAUUUGUUUUUUAAUAAUUUUUCUUUCCACUAUUGCUAAUUGAUAAUAUCAAUAUAGAAUAUUACUGUUGCUAAUUUCUCCUUGCCAGCUGAUCAAUCCUUUCCUAUUUGAUUAUGCAGUGAAGUCAUAAAUCUAUAUUUGUGACAUUGUAUUAAUUUCCAUAGCAAUAGAUUGUGAGGUCACAAGUGCUUGGUCACUUCACUGUUCACUCAUUUAAACAAAAUUACGAAGAAAGAGCAAAGGUAGGCAGCAUGCUCCAAUGGAUAAAGCACAAGAUUAGACAUAGGGUCUGUACGCUACUGCUACUGUUAAUCACUGUAAUUCUGAUUUACUCACAUGUGGAAACAUUUCAAAAGCAUCCACUAACUUUGAGAGCCUCUAUUUUUGAGUGUCCAACUUCUCAUAUUUACGGCCUGACUGUCGGGAUGUGCUGAGCACUUGCUGUUCCUGUUGAUUUUAACUGCAAUUGUAUUUAGUAUAUCUGAAGAUCAAGCCCUAGGUGUCUGUUUGGACAUUGUGAAAUUGAGGCACUCAACUUUUGAAAAUGUUGGCUUUACUGUCUCCCAGCUAUACUGUAUGCAUCUGUAAAAUUGGAACCAACUACAUUUGUUCGGCACCUCUGUAAAAAUAGUUGUGAUCUAGGGAUGAAAACCUCCUUAUUUAAUAUAAAAAAUGACUAGCCAAAUGAAUUGGUUUGUGUACAUAUUCUCCCCAUGCUACAACAUCAGGCUCUUAGGAUACAUAUAGUCCUACAAUUCAUUAUAACAAUGAAAGAAUCUCAGAAGAAUUUGAAUCAUAUCAAAGCAUCCCACACAGCCAACUAUACCUGUGAUACGAAGUCAUUUUCCAUCUUCAUGUGCAGUUGUUCUUUCCUUCCAAGGAAAUCCCCUACUGGUUAAAGUUUCUUCAGACUUAACUCCUCUUCCUGUCCUCUUCAACUAGUCUCCUGAGCCUGAGGUCUGGAUUCCUGAAACUCCUGGUGUUUCAUCUUUAUGGGUACACAUCCUUAUCGUGUGUGUCCCUUGCAUCAAGAAUCCUACAAGUAUUGUUGAGCUCAGGCCGAAUGUGAUAUGAGCAACAGGUACACCUGGGGAGGUCAGAUGGCAACAGUAACUGGAUGAGGGAAUGAGAUUGUAAAAGACAAGUGAAGGAAGAAAGAAAUCAAAGUUUGGGGUUGUGUCUUUUGUGGAGGUUUGUUACGGGGGGGAUGGGGUUACUGUUCACACAAAGGUUUGGCUACCCAAAAGAAUUGCAAGUUCAGACUAGGAGAGUUUAUUUUCUGAACUAGUUUUACCUAUUGCUAGGUUAUAUAUGAUCAUGUUGUAUUUUAGUAAAGUUGUCAUUUAUUUCAUUGUGUCCAGUUUUACACUAGUUUAAAAGUAAUCAAGCAGAUAACUGUAAAUCUGUAAAGCUCUUGAUGGGUUUUUUUUUAGUUUAAAACCCUGUCCUUUGGAAUUCCAAGCUCUAAAUUGUAGCAUAUUGCUAAAAGAAUAAAAUGUUUGAAUUAAAAACAUCUAAAUAUUUUAUUUAGAUGUUGAUUCCUUUGUGCAUACCAGAUUUCCAACAAGCAUAGCUACGUCUGCUGAUUCAAACAUGAUCCUCAUUUUCAGUGAGUGAGCAGUACUUGUAUUUUCAAAGUCCUUUAGAUGAAUCUCUUAAAUGUGCCCUCUACUAACAAAUCUUUUGUAAUAUGAAAGACCAUAAUCCACUAGGAAUGAAAGUGAGAAUACAAAUGAAAUUUGCUAUAGCAUAAAGGUUAAGUACUGUACACCUGCUACUUUUAAAGACACAAAUACCUGUAGCUGCAUGAGUCAUGUACUGGAGGAUUGAUUGUACUGUUAGCAAAAUGCAUUGCUGUGUUGUGGCAUAGGUGUUUGGUAUGUCAGUGUAUGGUAUAUUAGAAAUGAUUCAUGGCUUAUUAAAUUAUGGGGUUUUGUAGAAAUCCGGUCACAAGAAAUUUGAAAUCCGGUCACAAGAAAUUUGAAAUCCGUGGCUUUGAAUUUGAUGCUGAUAUCUGAACUCUUCUUUCUUGAUGUACUGUUAAUGAUCUGAGUUGCAAAUAGUUAUUCCAAUUUACAAAGUUUCAACCAAGAAAGACGCAAACAUUUGUAAUAAAGCCCAGUAAUAAAUCUGCAUUUUUGCUAUCAUGCUA
Molecule: messenger RNA, 9306 nt
Organism: Chelonia mydas (Green sea turtle)
Lineage: Eukaryota; Metazoa; Chordata; Testudines; Cheloniidae
Gene: TMTC4
Product: transmembrane O-mannosyltransferase targeting cadherins 4
Exons: 18
Coding region: 607-2949 (780 amino acids)
Biological process (GO): endoplasmic reticulum unfolded protein response; protein O-linked glycosylation via mannose
Cellular component (GO): endoplasmic reticulum
Molecular function (GO): mannosyltransferase activity; protein binding
Source: RefSeq, a predicted model, not a curated record